Molecule: messenger RNA, 975 nt
Organism: Neopelma chrysocephalum (saffron-crested tyrant-manakin)
Lineage: Eukaryota; Metazoa; Chordata; Aves; Passeriformes; Pipridae
Gene: ZNHIT6
Product: zinc finger HIT-type containing 6
Exons: 10
Coding region: 18-896 (292 amino acids)
Biological process (GO): maturation of LSU-rRNA from tricistronic rRNA transcript (SSU-rRNA, 5.8S rRNA, LSU-rRNA); snoRNA localization; box C/D snoRNP assembly
Cellular component (GO): pre-snoRNP complex; nucleus
Source: RefSeq, a predicted model, not a curated record
GGGUCGGUGGCGCGGCCAUGGCGGAUCGGGACGGGGCCGGCACGGGCAGCGCCCCGCGGGCCGCGGGCGGCGGGAAGAUGUCCCUGCACAGAUGUGAAACCUGUAGCAAAGAAGAAGCUAAAUACAGAUGUCCACGAUGCAUGAAAUAUUCGUGCAGUCUGUUGUGUGUAAAGAAACAUAAGCUUGCACUGAGCUGUAACGGAGUCAGGGAUAAAACAGCAUUUGUCUCUGUAAAUGAAUUUACUGACUUGAACCUUUUGAGUGAUUAUCGUUUCCUGGAAGAUGUAGGAAGGACAGCUGAUGCUGCUGCUCGACAUUGUACUGUGCAUAGUCCAGCAGCAAAAAGACUUUUACAGUGCUUGAGAAACAAAGCUCGAGGGUGUAAUAUUGAGCUGAAAACGCUGCCUGUGGGAUUUACAAAAAGAAAAGAAAAUUCAACCACGUUCAAUUCCACGGAGAACAAGUUCUACUGGCAUUUGAAGCUCGUAUUUCCUCACUGUCAUGCUGAGUACACUUUAAAACGGGUGCCUGACGAUAAGACACUCACUGAUAUCCUUAAGCCGUACAUUGAUCCAGUGGAGUCAGAUCCUGUAGUUUGUCAAAGAUUAAAAAUCUAUACAGCAUCUCCUCAGUCAGAUGUACAAAUUUUAAUGAAAAUAGAAAACAGGAGCCGAAACUCUGUCAGGUACAAUGAACUGGAUGCCAGUAGAAGCCUCUUAGACAAUUUGAAAGGCAAAGUAAUAAUUGAGUAUCCAACAUUAUUUGUGGUCUUGAAAACACUGAAGAAUGACAUGGUGGUUCUUGGCAAAGAUGGCAGUGAACCUGUAGAGAACUCCGACAGUGAAAGUUCAUCUAUUUCAUCUAUGGAGGAAGGGGAAAUUCGGGACAGUUCAUGACGGUGCUUUGAGAGGAGAGGGUGGAAUGAGCUUUUUAGGUUUUUAAUUAUUUAAUUAAAUGAUUUUUUAUACAACUGAA